AUGGCAUCUGAUCAGGAACAGCAAGAGAACAGCCCCGGCGAGGGUCGCGCCGCCUUGGUCGACAAGAUGGUUACCGCUGCUCAGAAUACUGCAGACGGAGAAAGCGGUACGCCAGACGAGUCCGAGCCGGCCACUAUGACCGAGGAAGAUGCGCUGCGCAAUCUCACCGGUGCUGUGAGGGACCAGGACGACCUCGAGCGUGACAUCACCAUACAAGCCAACGCGGCGCUCAUGGAGGCAGAGGACAAAAAGGACCAGAACCGUAUCGUCAAACUAGAUGGAUCGCGGCAGCGCUUGCAGCUUCAGCUCGACAAGGAGAAGAAGAGACUGGAGAAGGUUGCGGGAAACCCGUACCAGUCACGCAACGUCCAGAAGGAAAUCGCCAGAAUUGAAGAAGAGCUUCGCCACGUCACUAGCGACAUCUCCGACUUCCAGGCCCGCAUAGACAAACGACAUCAGGAGGAUCCGCUCGAGUCGACAAACCAUACCAAGUCUAAGAGGCUGCCUGGCGAGAGCCAUCGCGAAUUCCUCAUCCGAACCGGCAAGAUCACGCCCUUUGCCAAGAUUGGUGGCACCCGCCCCGAGGGCUUGGAGGGACAACUGGCUGAUACCAUUCUCGAUGCCGAGGAGGAGGCUGCCGCGGAGCAAUACGACCAAGAUGUCGAAGGGCCAACGUCGCAUCAGCUGCUGAGGCGUCCGGGCUUCGAGGACGAAACGGAGGUUGAGAAGAAGCGUCCCUCGCCUUCCGCAGCGCAAAGCGAAUUCUCUCUUCGACCCCGGAAGAAGCGACGAGUCGAGAGAGACCGUAGCCCAUCGGCAGAUUUUCAGCCUGAAGAGUCUUCAGACUCCGAGUCCGCCGAUGCUGCCAUCUGGCAGCAGAGAACCGAGGACGACCUGGUGCGAAAUGAGCAGCGGAAGCGCGCGGCCAAGGCUAAAGCGCUGGAGCAAGAGCAAAUUGAUCUUAGCAAGAUCGAUGACGGCAACGAAGCGCAUUACCAGAGGCGACUCAAGGACUGGGUUUCUCGACGAAGCCGGGCCAGGAGGGCAAGGCGCCAGCAGGCCGGAGGCGACGAUGCGGUAGCUGAUAGCGACGACGAAGAGGAGUGGUUUAAACCCUCCCCCGACCAUGCCGACCACGUCUUCGACGAUGGUCUGAAGAUGCCCGGCGACAUCCAUCCUUCGCUGUUUGGAUACCAGAAGACUGGUGUCCAGUGGCUUGCCGAACUCUACAAGCAGAGCGUCGGCGGAAUCAUUGGCGACGAGAUGGGUCUCGGCAAGACGGUACAGCUGAUUGCAUUCAUCGCAGCGCUCCACUACAGCAAGAAGCUCAGCAAACCGGUCAUCAUUGUCGCUCCAGCCACCCUGCUUCGGCAGUGGGUGAGCGAGUUUCAUCGUUGGUGGCCACCGCUGCGGGUUUCGAUUCUGCACUCGUCUGGCAGUGGCAUGAUGAACGCCAGGUUCGAAGACGAGUACGACGUGGAGCAUUAUCGGCCAGUCGCGACAAAGUCUCAGGGCGCGGCGAGGCGCAUCGUGAAAAACGUUGUGAACAAGGGUCAUGUGCUUGUCACGACCUACACUGGCCUGCAGACGUACGCCGAAGAGUUGCUCCCGAUCGAAUGGGAGUACGCAGUGCUCGACGAAGGACACAAGAUUCGAAACCCCAACGCCGAGAUCACGGUGACGUGCAAGGAGCUCAGCACACCGAAUCGAGUCAUCCUGUCCGGUACGCCCGUACAAAACAACUUGACGGAACUGUGGUCACUCUUCGACUUCAUCUACCCCAUGCGGCUGGGGACCCUCGUCAACUUUCGCACGCAGUUCGAGAUACCCAUACGACAAGGCGGGUACGCGAAUGCGUCGAACCUUCAGGUCAUGACAGCUGAAAAAUGCGCCGAGGCCUUGAAGGAGACCAUCAGCGAGUACCUCUUACAGCGGCUGAAGGUAGACGUUGCUGCAGACCUGCCGGAGAAGACGGAGCAGGUGCUCUUCUGCAAGCUGACGGACGGUCAACGGAAGGCGUACGAGACGUUUCUCAAGUCUGAUGAGGUUGCGGCUAUCCUAAAUAGGAGACGGCAGUCGCUGUACGGCAUCGACAUUUUGCGCAAGAUUUGCAACCAUCCUGAUUUGCUGGACAAGAGUCUGAAGAAUAAGGCUGGCUACCCGUUUGGCAGUCCCAAGCUUUCGGCCAAGCUGCAGCUGACCAAGGAUCUGCUUCAAAAAGUCAUGAUCCCCAACGGCCACAAGAUGCUGCUCUUCUCCCAGGGCAAGCUAAUGCUCAACAUUAUUGAGAAGUGCAUCAGGGAGUGCGGCAUCACCUAUGUCCGCAUGGAUGGAGAGACACCGGUGGACCAGCGGCAGCCCAUGAUUGACAAAUUCAACACCGACCCCAACAUUCAUGUCUUCCUCAUGACGACUCGCACUGGAGGGCUUGGUACGAACCUCACCGGCGCGGACCGGAUCAUAAUUUUCGACCCGGAUUGGAACCCGUCAACCGAUUUGCAGGCGAGAGAGCGUGCGUGGCGUCUGGGACAGAGCAAGCCCGUCAAGAUCUACCGCCUCAUGACCGAAGGCACCAUCGAAGAAAAGAUUUACCACCGGCAGAUCUUCAAGCAGUUCAUGACCAACAAAGUCCUGAAAGAUCCGAAGCAGCGGAGCUCGUACGACCUGUCGGAUCUGUACGACUUGUUCAGCUAUAACCCUGGCGAUGACCCAGCUUUGCAGCGAAGCGAGGUAUUCAAGGGCGCUGAGGUUGACAUUGGCAAUGCAGAUGGCGCGAAUAGAAAGAAUAGGGAGAGCAGUAAAGGAGACAAAGCAAGCGAUGAGGAACAGCAAGAGCUCGAGCACAUGAAUAUUGUCGCCGGAAUGGAGGAGUACAAGGAAGACAAGUCUGCCCACGACGAGCGGCGCAUGCUCGAAGGCAUCUUUGCGCGUUCGGUGAACAGCGCAUACGACCAUGAGCAAAUCGUCAACGGCCCCCAGAAGCCAAAGGCAGAUAUCAAAGUCCUCCGGCAGGAAGCCAACCAGGUUGCCCGCCAGGCGGCAGCGCAUCUCCGGCAGGCUGCCCAGGAGGCCCGGCGCGUGCCCAUCGGUACUGUUACCUGGACGGGUGAGGUCGGCACUGGCGGUCGUCCGGGUGCCAACCGUCGUCGCGGAGGUCCGAGCUCGGCGGGCAUCAUGAGCAACCUCGCGGAUCGGCAAGGCCUCGCUGAUGGCGUCGCUGGUGGAAGCGGCAGCAGCUCCCGCUCGGGUACACCUGGCGUGGAACGUAACUUGAAGGCCAAGGACUUUGUGGCCAUGAUCAAGACGUUCAUCAACAGGCAUGGCGGACGGGUACCGAGCAAGAUGCUCGUUGACCACUUCAAUCCGUACUGCCCUGGACAGAAGCAGAGCGACGAGUUCAAGACGGCACUGAACCGAGUGGCCAUCAUGAGCAAGGCGAGCGGCGCGGGAAGAGGCAUGUGGACGCUCAAGCCUGGAUUCAAGUAA
Molecule: messenger RNA, 3486 nt
Organism: Purpureocillium lilacinum
Lineage: Eukaryota; Fungi; Ascomycota; Sordariomycetes; Hypocreales; Ophiocordycipitaceae
Biological process (GO): transcription-coupled nucleotide-excision repair
Cellular component (GO): nucleus
Molecular function (GO): ATP binding; ATP-dependent chromatin remodeler activity
Source: RefSeq, a predicted model, not a curated record